Molecule: messenger RNA, 573 nt
Organism: Pseudogymnoascus destructans
Lineage: Eukaryota; Fungi; Ascomycota; Leotiomycetes; Thelebolales; Thelebolaceae
Exons: 2
Coding region: 1-573 (190 amino acids)
Source: RefSeq, a predicted model, not a curated record
AUGGCAAAGCUACUCCUCGAGAUGCAGGCCGAAGUCAACUAUUGCACGCGCAGAGAAGUACCUUCGCUCCACUUUGAACCUCGACGAAUUCAAUCCAACGCAACAGGCAAUUUAUUUAAGGCGCAGGAAGAAUCAGGAGAAGACGAACAAUGCUUGUGGAGCCGGCAACAUCAAGCAAACAAGAUCCCAGAAGGUCAAGGCAGUGACAGCACCACAUUGUUGAAGCUGUUGUUGCGGGAUGGACAGGCGUAUACGUAUAAGGGUGGUGGUGAGAUUCUGAGCGAUGCGGAUCUGGGGGUCUUGUGCGAUAGGAGUGAGGAUGCUUAUAUGGGCGGAGCAGGGGAAUUAUACAGCUUCAAAAGCACGGCGACUGAAGAUAACACACAGAAGAUCCAGAAAGAUUAUUUCGCUCCUAUCAACUUCCCUUCGCUCCUUAAAUUUUGCCCACCGGAGAAUCACUUACAAAUUAACUGGGCCGUCUCGAGACCUACAUCACUUAGCCCGAAAUCUAACCUGGUCGCUGGUAUCAUUCAUCCUCCGGCACAGACAUUAGAUCCGUUUCUUUGGGACUGA